AUGAAGACAACAAUCGUCAUCCUCGUCACCAUUUUCACCACGCUUGUCUCCGCCGUAGAUGAACGCAAACCCACCGGCACAAUAACCAUCGGCCUCCCCCUCCCGAAGCCCAGCAAACCACCCGCCGCCCCGCCGCCCACGGAUCCUGACUCGACGCCUGGCCACUUCUACGCCUGCACCAACGUCGAUCUCAUGGGCACGUGUCAAAAGUUCGAAGACACGACCAAAACAUGUCACAAUUUCCCCGCGGACCAGAUAGACACCAGACGUGCUAUUUCUACGACAAGGCGGAUUGCGGGGGCGAAAUGGAUGAGCUGA
This is a messenger RNA of Parastagonospora nodorum SN15, 318 nucleotides long. RefSeq lists its product as hypothetical. The record is from RefSeq and is a predicted model, not a curated record. Lineage: Eukaryota; Fungi; Ascomycota; Dothideomycetes; Pleosporales; Phaeosphaeriaceae. Bases 1 to 318 code for a protein of 105 amino acids. The transcript has 2 exons.